Messenger RNA from Scatophagus argus, 4191 nucleotides. RefSeq names its product dehydrogenase/reductase SDR family member 13-like. NCBI's taxonomy places the organism in Eukaryota, Metazoa, Chordata, Actinopteri, Scatophagidae. The record is from RefSeq and is a predicted model, not a curated record. The coding region runs from base 52 to 1008 and encodes 318 amino acids. The transcript has 5 exons.
UUCUAGUGAACUUGACGUCACUGUUGUCAAUUCAGUGUGCGCGGUUCAGAGAUGUCGGCGUUGCUAUACUUGGUAGCGGGAGCUGUGUCCUCUUAUGUCCUGAUAUACUACGGUGUGUUCAGAGGAGCUAGGUGCGCAAGUUCAGUGAAGCUAAAGGGGAAGACGGCCAUUGUAACAGGAAGCAACACUGGCAUUGGCAAAGCCACGGCUCUAGAUCUGGCAAAGAGAGGAGCCAGGGUGAUCCUUGCCUGCCGCAGCAAGGAGAAAGCGGAGGCUGCUGCUUUUGACAUCCGCAGAGAGAGUGGAAAUAAUCAGGUGGUGUUCAUGCAGUUGGAUUUGGCAAGUUUCAAGUCAGUUCGCAGCUUUGCUGAAAAUUUUCUGAAGACUGAACCCAGACUGGACAUCCUCAUCAACAAUGCAGGUGUAAUGAGUUCAGGACACACUGAGGAUGGUUUCGGCAUGACGUUCGGGGUAAACCACUUAGGUCACUUCCUGCUCACCAACCUUCUCCUGGAGCGCCUGCAGCAGUGUGGUCCCAGUCGCGUGGUCACUGUGGCUGCACUUCUGCACCGCUUUGGCAAUAUUGACUUCCCUCUGCUGUCUUCCAACAAGGACUUAGUGUCUGGUCAGUCUGCCUGGCACAACUUUCAAGCCUACUGCAACAGCAAGCUGUGUAAUGUACUCUUCAUCAGGGAGCUGGCCAACAGACUGGAGGGCACCAGUGUGACCUGCUACAGCCUUCACCCAGGAGUCAUCUACACAGAAUUGUGUCGCAGCAUGAGCCUGUGGCAGCAGCUCCUCAUAAUGCCCUUUGCCAAGCUCUUCUUCCUGGACCCCAAUGGGGGGUCUCAGACCACCCUGUACUGUGCCCUGCAGGAAGGCGUUGAGCCUUUCAGCGGACGCUACUUCUCUAACUGUGCGCUACAACAAGUGGGAGCCAAAGGACGAGAUGAUGCCCUGGCAAAGAAGCUGUGGGAAGUGAGCGAGCGGUUAACCAAUUUAUCUUAAGAGACAUACACCUAAUUAAGAAGCUCUGGGUACUGUAUGAAUACUCUGUGCCUUUUCAGGGACCUCAACAGGAUUCUUAUUCUUGCUCACUCUGUUUUAAGGGUUACUUUCUUAUAGUCUCAUACAUGUUUGUGUUAGUGGAUCUUGUGAAAAAUGACAGUGUUUCUGUUAUCACAAUCUUUCACUUUACAUAGACAAACAAAGUGAAAUGUUAAUCUAUAUUUGUACCAUCUACUAGUUUUAGAACUGUCAGUAACACAUUGUCAUUUCACAGCAAAAAGGUUCUCAGUUCAAACCCCUUCGUGGCUGAGCAAUUCUCACUGGAUUCUGUAUGGAGUUUGCAUUUUACCUCUGGAUAAUCCGGCUUCAUUAACCAUAGAUGUGAAUGACUGCUAGAUGAACUGACCAUGCCCAGAGUCCGCAUGAGCCCGCUCAGGAUGAGCGAUGAUAGAUAAUGGAUGGAUGGUCCUCUGUUCCCUCAAAGGCCAACCUACCCAAACACCAAAGAUGUAAACCUCAAAAUUGCUUGUUGUAAACAUUCAAAUUAUGAAAUUAGAUGUGGCCUUAAUGUGAGGUGUAUAUUCUGCUUUACAAGCUCAGUGUGUCAGUAGUAGUAAUUAUAGUAAUUCUAGAUACUGACAGACCGGAGUGGGAUAUCAAAUUUUACCAUCAGGUGUCACAUGUGGCUCAGCUGCUGUUGAGUAGGAAGUACUGAGAGCCCACGAAUGAGAGUAUAACGGAACCACAAUCAUCAGGACAACUUUUCUUCUUCUAAGACUAAACUUCAAAAUAAUAAAUAAAAUAAGACUUCAGCCUGGUGCAACUUGAGCAAAGAUGGCAGUAGUUAUAGUAGCAUCAGCAGCAUUAGCAUCAGGUUGCUUCCAUCCAGACCUCACAGACCUCUGCUCAAGAUGUUUCUCUUCAGUAUACAUAUAAAUAAAUCAUGUCUUGGCCCUUCCCUCUCAGUGCUAAAAAUGAUGACAGAGAAGUGAGACUGAAAACCUGUGAGUCUGUUUUAUUUUUCAGUGGAACUUUUUCACUACCAAAUACACUGCCUGGCCAAAAAAAAGUCGCCACCUGGAUUUAACUAAGCAAAGAGGUACGAGCCUCCUAUUGGAUAAUUACUGCAUGGGCGAUUAUCUUUCAGCUGGCAACAAGUUAUUUAACCCCAACUGAUGCAAUGAGUUGCUUCUCAUUUCUUAAACAACCAUUUUAAAAGACACAUCCCGUGGUUGUGGAAAAAGAUGUUACCGUAGUUUGUUUGAGAAGGGUCAAAUCAUUGGCAUGCAUCAAGCAGAGAAAACAUCUAAGGAGAUUGCAGAAACUACUAAAAUUGUCCAACGCAUUAUUAAAAACUGGAAGGAUAGUGGGAACCCAUCGUCUUCGAGGAAGAAAUGUGGCCGGAAAAAAAAUCCUGAAUGAUCGUGAUCGGCGAUCACUUAAAUGUUUGGUGAAAUCAGAUCAAAGAAAAAGAACAGUAGAACUCAGGACUAUGUAGUGAAAGUAAGAGCAUUUCCACGCGCACUAUGCGAAGGGAACUCAAAGGAUUGGGACUGAACAGCCGUGUAGCCUUAAGAAAACCACUAAUCAGUGAGGCUAACCGGAAAAAAAGGCUUCAAUUUGCUAGGGAGCAUAAAGAUUGGACUCUGGAGCAAUGGAAGAAGGUCAUGUGGUCUGAUGAGUCCAGAUUUACCCUGUUCCAGAGUGAUGGACGCAUCAGGGUAAGAAGAGAGGCAGAUGAAGUGAUGCACCCAUCAUGCCUAGUGCCUACUGUACCAGCCUGUGGGGGCAGUGCUAUGAUCUGGGGUUGCUGCAGUCGGUCAGGUGUAGAUUAAGCAACAGUAUGUGCUCAAAGAAUGAGGUCAGCUGACUACCUGAAUGUACUGAAUGACCAGGUUAUUCCAUCAAUUUUUUCUUCCCUGAUGGCACGGGCAUAUUCCAAGAUGACAAUGCCAGGAUUCAUCAGGCUCAAAUUGUGAAAGAGUGGUUCAGGGAGCAUGAGACAUCAUUUUCACAAAUGGAUUGGCCACCACAGAGUCCAGACCUUAACGCCAUUGAGAAUCUUUGGGAUGUGCUGAAGAAGGCUUUGCACAGCGGUCAGACUCUACCAUCAUCAAUGCCAGAUCUUAGUGAAAAAGUAAUGCAACACUGGAUGGAAAUAAAUCUUGUGACACUGCAGAAGCUUAUCGAAACAAUGCCACCGCGAAUGCGUGCUGUAAUCAAAGCUAAAGGCGGUCCAACGAAAUAUUAGAGUUAGAGACCUUUUUUUUUUUGGUGGCGACUGGUCAUAGCAGAAGGCCGUCUACACUGAGUCUGGUUCUGCUCGAGGUUUCUGCCUGUUAAAAGGAAGUUUUUCCUCGCCACUGUGGCCAAAUGCUUACUCAGUGUGGGGUUUUGCCCUGGGACCUGUUUCUCUCUGAUUCUCUUCUCUUUGGUUCUUUGUGGUGUUUACACACCUAUAAAGUGUCUUGAGAUAACUAUGUUUCUGUUUUCUAACGCAAUUGUUUCAAUGCCAAUGUUUAUUUUAUCAAUUUUGUAUUCGAUACCAAAUUUUAUUUCCAAUGCCAUUUGACUCCAUGGAUUCACUCUCUGGCUGAAGCCACCAUGCUGCACAUAGGUGAAUAACAUACUCAUUGAAAAUAAGCUUACCAGGCUUGAUGCCAGAAUCACACUAAUUGAAGUACUGCACAGGGAAUUCCAGGCUGUCUGCCAAAGGGUAGAAUAAGGAACAAAUAGGCACACUCACUGUGGAAAAUAAAUAACUACAACACUCUGUUACCACCCUGCUCACCUGUGUUGUCUUUGAAGACAAAACCAUGAAAGAAACUUACAAGCAAACAGCCUGAGAGACAACUGAGUUUUCGCCAGCAUUCCUGAACAAACACCUGACGCUCCUGAAAAACCACUGAAGUUCAGAACAGCCCCACAGCUGCAUAGACACAAAACACCUCCCUGCUGUCUCAUCGUGCUGGUGUUUAUAUUUCUAUAUUUACAUUGUGUGUACACCCUACAUCAAGUCACUGCAUCAUCAGGCAAACACACACACACACAGAUCCCACCAUUAAAUCAACAGACAUCACCUUGUUCUUUGACUUGACUUAUUAAUUUGCCUGUAUGCAAUGUUUUGUUUUGCUCUUAUUAUCCUGUUUAAGGACAAAAUUAAUGAAAUGAGAAAGAACAUAA